AUUCAGUGAUGCCUUGUGGAGUAUUGGGUGCUGACUACGGGUUUAUCCUGUUCUGCAGACAUUAGGUCUGGGUGUAUUAGUUAUGUCAGACAUAUAAUGUAUCUCUCAGUUCUGCCGUUUACAUCGUUAUAUCGGUGCAUGGAUCUGAUGAAGCUGAGAUACAGGGAGCUGUUUGCUGGGAUCCUCACACUGUGGGGCGGACAGAGCUGAUGUUCGAUGGAAAAUAGCACAAAUGUGAAGUCCCUGACGGCUAUGUUUAAUGCAGCGCCCAGUCCCAUGGAGGGAGCUGAGAAGUCCCCAGGGAACCCUCCAUUAAAUAGCUUUCAAGCGAGAAGAGCAGAAUUUGCAAAAGCUAACAAUUUAAACUCAGGAACUUUGCCCAAGAAACCUGUCUCGCCAAAACCUCCUCAGGUUCCCAAAUCUGCAUCUGAUGAAAUAAAACACCCAGCGUUAAGACCGGUAGGUAUAAACAGAUUUGGGGGUUCUGUUCAUGGACCAAGUCAAGACUCGGACGUGAAGCCUACAUUUCCAAAACCACCUGGAUUUAAGACUUUCGAGCAACCAAAGGAUGAGCCAAAGGUGCCAUUUCCAAAGCCCAUCGGAAAUAAACCACUUCUAACCACUAACUCGCCCUUAGAACAUAGGUUUGGAGUCAAGCCACCGGUUCCAACUGAAGAGAAACAAAAACCAGCCUUCCCAAAGCCAUCAGCAAUUAAAGCAUCAUCAGAGAAUGAGUUGAAACCCUACGUACAGAAGAAGCCGCCAUUUGGGGCAAAACCUUCAUCAAACACUGUUGGAUCCCCAGGUGAAGUCAAUGCCACCAAACCUGGUUUGGUCUCAAAGACAUUCUCAAAUUCCUUAGAAAAUAAACCUGCAAAGCAAACUAAAGAAACGCCAGAAGAAAAUCUUGCACCGGGUCCUACAUCUCAAUCCUGGGUCCCAUUACGACCAACCGGCGUCAAACCGCUGCAGAGCCCAUUUCUAAAGCAAAAUCCAGAUGAGCCGCACGACAGGGCAAAGCAAGGUACGCCACUGAAGGAUUACCAGGCCAAAGUGAACCAUGAUGGGGGCAACUCUCAACCUCCUGUGUCAAAAUACCCAAGAUUUCCAUCAACGAAUCAGAUGCCUCCUGCUCCAGACAAUUUAAGAGAACAGAAGGAUUCAUCAGAACCAAAACGGAAAUCCCUGCCGACCCCAGCUCAACUUGGCCCUCCACCUCAAAAACCAGCGAGACCUCCAAACGUUGACAUAGAACGAUACAGAAGUGGAAAGACGAUGGGUAGUAAAGUGACAGUCAGUGAACAGAAGUCUUCUGCCCUGUCUUCCGCAUUGCCACCACCGCCGCCACCAGUAAAAUCCCUAGCAGGAUCUUCACCAAUUCCGAGCUUACCACCCAGGAACAUUAGAAGCAUAAAUGAAGAUCACAAGCAUGAGGACGGAGCCGUCAUUGACGAUAUAAGUGAAGAAAGUGAUGAAGAAUGCUAUGAAGGGAUUGAUGACAGUGCUCAGUACAAGAGAGAGCAAGAAGAGAAGAAUGAGAAAAAGAGGAAGAAAAAGCUGGAGCAAGCUAAGCGGGAACAAAAAGAAAAGGAAAAGAAGGAGCAGGAGCUAACAAAAAGGUUCCGGCUAACUGAGAAGAUAGAAGUCAUUCACCAGGCCCAGGCCAACAUGGACUAUAAAGGCAGCAAAAAUGAACUCAGUUUCAGAAAUGGAGAUCAGAUUGAAAUCAUACGAGUGACUGACAAUCCAGAAGGAAAAUGGCUCGGCAGAAUGAAAGGAAAUUAUGGAUAUAUAAAAACUGCAAUGGUGAAAGUAGAUUAUGACUCGCUACCAAGAAAGAAUCCAAAACUGCGCGCUCCAGUGAAUAUAGAGAGUGACCAGGAUAUCUAUGAUGACGUCGGGGAACAGGACUCCGUCAGCAAUACCAGCCUAGGUGGAAAUUCAUAUUUCCCACCGCCGCCCAGUAAUGAUGAGGAUGAUAUCUAUGACGGUGUUGAUGAUGGUCCUCCUGACAGCUCUGUACCGCAGGAGGAAGAGAAAAGCGGCACAACGCUGUGGAAUAUCUUUAGGAGGAGGAAGGGGACUGAGAACAAAAAGAAACCUGUACAGGACAAAAACGAACCAGAAGAUAUUGAAGAAGACGAACUGGCAAAUUCUACCUUUGGAAGUGAUGUUUAUGAUGAUGUAGAGUCCUGUGAUUUUCCACCUCCUCCAAUAGAACUUGGGUUACCGGUAAAGCCUUCUAACCUUGGGAAUUCUUUAGACCUCAAGGCAAUAAAGAAACUCGAAAAAGAGGAGAAAGAAUUCAGGAAAAAAUUCAAGUUCACAGGUGACAUUCGAAUCUUGUCAUCAGUCCAAGUGGUGACCAGCCUGGCAGCAAAGAAGUGGGGAUCCAAGGACUUACCUCUGAAGCCGGGAGAAACCCUGGAUGUCAUACAACACGCCAAUGAUACUACGCUUCUAUGUAAAAAUAAUGAGGGCAAAUAUGGUUACGUAUCGAAAAGCAAUAUCAUUGAUGAUGACGGGGAAAUCUACGAUGAUAUUGGAGAGAACUGCAUCUAUGACAACGACUGAAUCCACCGCUGGGCCUCAUUCACACCUGCUGGCGACGACAUUCAAGAAAACCAUUGUACAGAUUCUCAUGUGUCAAAGAAAUGCAGCCAAUCAGAUCGCUGCUUCCAUUUUCCAGCUCAGAAAGUGCAAGUUGCUGCAAUCUGAUUGGUUUCCGUGGGCAGCUGUUGACCGUUCCGCCUGUGAUAUGUUUUUAUGCAUAAGACACAUGCUGUAAAGUAUAUAAACUAUAUAUAGGAGUAGAUUUCAUCAUUUUCUUGCCAAUAC
Molecule: messenger RNA, 2838 nt
Organism: Bufo bufo (common toad)
Lineage: Eukaryota; Metazoa; Chordata; Amphibia; Anura; Bufonidae
Gene: FYB1
Product: FYN binding protein 1
Exons: 19
Coding region: 217-2574 (785 amino acids)
Biological process (GO): T cell receptor signaling pathway; protein localization to plasma membrane; integrin-mediated signaling pathway
Cellular component (GO): plasma membrane
Molecular function (GO): protein binding
Source: RefSeq, a predicted model, not a curated record